Aspergillus pseudonomiae is the source of this 1749-nucleotide messenger RNA. RefSeq names its product cytochrome c oxidase assembly protein CtaG/Cox11-domain-containing protein. Gene Ontology annotation, molecular function: copper ion binding; ATP hydrolysis activity; DNA binding. Gene Ontology annotation, cellular component: mitochondrial inner membrane. The record is from RefSeq and is a predicted model, not a curated record. Lineage: Eukaryota; Fungi; Ascomycota; Eurotiomycetes; Eurotiales; Aspergillaceae. Gene Ontology annotation, biological process: DNA replication. The transcript has 9 exons. Bases 1 to 1749 code for a protein of 582 amino acids.
AUGUAUGGUCGCAUAAUCUCUCCAUGGGCCCGGUUUACGCUACCGGGAACCGGUAUUCGGCUGCCGGCGUCUACAAAUGCGAGAUGUUUCGAGCCAGGGAAGAGAUACUUCUCUCGCAAUUCGUUUUUAGGACAAAAUGCCUCCGCACCGUUUAAUACGCCUCAAGCCCAGAAGCGGAAUGCGUCCACACUGUACUAUACUGCGAGUCUUAUUCUCGGAACGGUUGCACUCGCAUACGGCUCCGUCCCUCUAUAUAAAAUGAUUUGCCAACAGACUGGCUGGGGUGGCCAGCCCAUCCUCACUCAUCGCGGAGGAGACGCCGAUACUGCAUCUCGUGUGACGCCAGUAACAGACGCUCGUCGACUCCGGAUUACGUUCAAUGGCUCAGUCUCCGAUGUCUUGCCGUGGAAGUUCACGCCUCAACAGCGCGAGGUCCGGGUGCUACCUGGUGAAACGGCGCUUGCCUUCUAUACCGCGACGAACAAAGGUCCUUCGGAUAUCAUUGGUGUUGCCACAUACAGCGUCACGCCGGGCCAGGUUGCCCCGUACUUCAGUAAGAUCCAAUGUUUCUGCUUUGAAGAGCAGAAAUUGAAUGCUGGCGAAUCUGUCGACAUGCCUGUUUUCUUCUACAUUGAUCCGGACUUCACGAAAGAUCCACAAAUGAAGGGCAUUGACACCAUCACACUCUCAUACACCUUCUUCAUAGACAGGCUGCGACCACGCUCGCUCGACGCCCUGUCAUACCACCAUGAACUCUCCGCGCGGUUGAAGUCACUGGCACAAAGUGGAGAUUUCCCCCAUCUACUCAUGUACGGACCAUCGGGCGCAGGCAAAAAAACCCGGACAAUUGCAACACUAAAAGAACUGUACGGUGCGGGUGUGGAGAAGAUCAAAAUCGAUGCCCGAGUCUUCCAGACGACGAGUAACCGGAAGCUUGAAUUUAACAUUGUAUCAUCUGUAUACCAUCUGGAGAUCACACCUUCAGAUGUCGGAAACUACGAUCGUGUCGUCGUACAGGAGCUGCUCAAAGAAAUUGCGCAAACACAGCAGGUCGACCUCUCCGCAAAGCAAAGGUUCAAGGUUGUCGUUAUCAAUGAAGCAGACCAUCUGAGCCGUGACGCCCAGGCAGCUCUGAGACGCACUAUGGAGAAAUACAGUCCCAACCUGAGACUCAUUCUGUUGGCCAAUAGCACUUCGAAUAUCAUUGCUCCGAUUCGUUCCAGAACCCUGCUGGUCAGGGUUGCGGCACCAACGGAAGACCAGAUCUGCACUGUGCUCAGCGCUGCGGGCAAGAGGGAAGGCUGGCCGGAGGCGCCUGGACUCAAUAAGAGGAUAGCGAAGGAGAGUGGACGCAAUCUCCGACGCGCGUUACUCAUGUUCGAAGCUAUCUAUGCUCAAAGUGAGAAGGUGACGGAGAACACUCCGAUCCCACCUCCGGACUGGGAGGUGCUCAUUUCUAUUACGGCUGAUGAGAUUCUGGCUGAGCGGUCGCCAGCUCGACUAUUACAAGUCCGGGCGCGCUUGUACGAUCUCUUGACUCACUGCAUACCGCCGACUACUAUCCUCAAGACCCUCACCUUCAAACUCAUCGCCAAGGUAGACGAUGCGCUGAAGCCCGAAGUGAUUAAAUGGUCCGCAUUCUACGAGCACAGAGUCACACAAGGGAGCAAAGUGAUCUUCCACCUCGAGGCCUUCGUCGCCAAAUUCAUGCGCAUCUAUGAAAGUUACCUAAUGGGCAUGGACUUCUAA